GCCCUCCCCUCGCUGGCACCCACCGGAGCCCGAUGCGGCUCCGGCCGGGCGAGCGGCCACGGGAGCGCCCGGCGGCGGGGGAAGGGGGGCCCGAAGGGGGACGAGGGGCAGAACCCCCCAAACUUGCCUCUUUCCCCAAGGCUUCUGCACCCCUUCUUUAAUUUUAUUUGCGAGCACGAGGGGGUGCACCUCCCGUCUUUAGUCCGGGGCGUGGGGGAACAGAGGAGGCGGGGACUCCUCUUUGCAUGCUCAUGGCCGGGUCCCCCGUCUCACAGCCCCCGCAGGGGGGCAGCGGGUGAGCCCUGGCCGCCCCCCCGGCCCCGCUCCCCCCAAACUUUGCCUUCGGAUGCGGGGACUCCGCCGCCGAGCUGCUCCUGCCGCUGAUUAAUUGUAUCUGCCUGGGAUUAAUUAUUCACCCGCCUGCUUUGGGUUGUGUUUUUUUCUUACCAUUGGGUUUUUUCCUGGGGGGAGCGCUUUAAUUCAGCUUUUUUUGUUUUUGUUUUUUUUUUUUUUUAAGAUCUUGGAGAUCUUAUUUUCAUUCUUGUGCACGGGGGGGGGCUGGCAACCUGCUAGCCCUGCAGCAUCAUCCUUCAUCAGCACAUCUCUUAGAUUUUUUUUCUUCCGGGAGGGGGUUACACGUGCUCUUCUCUUCUCCCCCCCCACUCCCGGCUGCUGAGGAGGAAGAGGAGGAGGAGGAGGAAGAAGAGGAGGGGAACCCGCCCCCGCCGGCUGGGCGCUCCCCCGGUCGCCCUGCAGGCACUGGGGGGGGGGGGGGGGGGUUGCGGCAGGUUUGGGGUGCGGGUGGGGAGGGGUGGGGGGCCGGAGAUGGGGUGCUGUGCUCCCUGAGCUGGGGGGCGCAAAGCCGAGCCCCCGCUAACCUGAGCUGGGCCCCCCCCCUCCCCAAAUUCCAGCGUUGGGUGCUGCUCCCGGCUCGCACGUGGUUGGAUUUAGGGGAUUUCUGCGGUUUUUUUGGUGCUUGGUUUGGAUUCCUUUUUUUUUUUUUUUUUUUUUGCUACGGGGGUGGCUCGGGGUUUCCCCGGUUUUCCGGCUGCCCCCCACCUUGCAAUGGCCUCUCCGGAGAAGAUGCACCCCGGGCCGGCCGCCCUGCUCUGCUGCCUCUGCUCCCUGCUGCUCCCCGCCCACGCCAAGGGGCCAGCCCCCAGCUCCAAGCCCGCCGAGCCCCCUGGUGCCGUCAUGCUGCCUGUGAGCUAUCGUCUGUCCAACACCCGCUUGGCCUUCUUCCUCAAGGAGGUGGGAGCCAGCCCGGUGGGCAACGGCAGUGCCCCACUACAACGCGCCGAGCCCUUCGUUGUCUUCCAGACCAAGGAGCUGCCUGUCCUCAAUGUCACCCUGGGGCCCUUCAGCACAGGGCUGGUGCUGCCCAAAGAGCAGCUGCAGCCCUCCAGCACCCUGGAGGUCCCCGACCGCCUCACCGUCAACUGGAAGGUGCGCGCCUUCAUCAUCCAGCCCCGGCUGGUGGCCAACCAGCCUGUGGUCCAAGUGCUCUUCUAUAUAGCCGGCCGGGACUGGGAUGACUUCGACGUCACCGACCGGCUCCCCUGUGUGCAGCUCCACGCUUUCCGUGACGCCCGUGAGAUCAAGAGCUCGUGUCGCCUGCGGGGCAGCUUGGCCACAUGCCUGGUGCAGGCAGAGCUGCCCCACGCCUGGUUCAGCCCCCCGGCCGUGCCGCUGGGCAGGCGGAAGAGCCCUGAGAGCCUGGAGGUGCCGGGCGAAAGCCAGCAAGCCGAGCUGUACUACACCCUGCAUGCCCCUGAUGGGGCCGGCCAGUGCCUUGGGGAGACAGCGCCCCGCCGCGGGGCCGGGGGGGCCAGGACUGAGGGUCCCACGCAGCACCCGCUGCUGCGUAUUGGCAGCGUCAGCCUCCUGCAGCCCCCUCCUGGGCAGCCCAUGCAGGAGCAUCGGCUGGACAGCAACGUCUUCAUCCGCCUGCCUGACAAGCCCCUCAAGCCAGGCGAGGUGCUGAGCAUCCUCCUUUACCUGAUGUCCAACUCCACGGUGGAGCACUUCACACUCAGGGUGAAGGCCAAGAAAGGUGUCAACCUGCUCAGCACCAAGUCGAGGAGUGGGCAGUGGCUGGUGAGCUCUGAGCUGCUGACGGGCGGCAAGCACUCCACCGCCACUGUUGAUGUGGCCAGGGCAGACAGUGCCGGGACCAGGGAUGGUGACUCCUCCUCUGAGAUCAUGCAGCUGGAUUUCGAGAUGGAGAACUUCACCAGCCAGUCAGUAACGCGCCGCAUCAUGUGGCACAUCGACUACCGGGGCCGCAACCCCCCGCCCGACCUGGAGAAGGUGGUGACGGAGCUGACAGUCAUCCAGAGGGACAUCCGGGCCAUCGUGCCCCUGGCCAUGGACACAGAAAUCAUCAACACGGCCAUCCUGACAGGGCGGACAGUGGCUAUUCCUGUGAAGGUCAUCGCCAUUGAGCUUAGCGGCAUCAUCGUGGAUGUCUCAGCUAUGGUCGAAUGCAAGUCCAACAACGAAGACAUCAUCAAGGUCUCCAGCAGCUGCGACUACGUCUUCGUCAGCGGGAAGGAGUCAUGGGGCUCCAUGAGCGCCCGUGUCACCUUCACCUACGAGCACCUCUCUGCCCCACUGGAGAUGACAGUGUGGGUGCCAAAACUGCCACUGCACAUCGAGCUCUCAGAUGCCCGGCUGAGCCAAGUGAAGGGCUGGAGGGUGCCAAUCCUGCCGGACAGGAGGUCGGUGCGGGACAGCGAGCACGAGGAGGAUGAAGAGGAGCGGAAGCAGAGCCGGGGCUGUGCCCUGCAGUACCAGCACACCACGCUGCAGGUCUUCACCCAGUUCCACACCACGGCAGCGGAGGGCACGGGGCAGGUGGUCACCAUGCUGGGGCCCGACUGGCUGGUGGAGGUCACCGACCUGGUCAGCGACUUCAUGCGCGUGGACGACCCGCGGGUGGCCCACAUGGUGGACAGCUUCACGCUGGCUGGGAGGGAGCCGGGCACCACACUCUUCAAGGUCGUGUCCCCGCUCAUGGAGGCGGUGCUGGGGGAGACACUGGUGACAGUGGCAGAGGAGAAGGUCAGCAUCACAGACCUGAAGGCCCAGGUGGUCUCCAGCCUCUCGCUGUCCCUCCACCCCAGCCCCGGCAACAGCCACACCAUCAUUGCCCGGACAUCCGUGCAGCAAACCCUCAGCUUCCUCAAGCAGGAAGCGCUCCUGAGCCUGUGGAUUUCCUACAGUGAUGGCACCACGGCCCCCCUCUCGCUCUAUGACCCCAAGGACUACAACCUGGUGGUGAGCAGCCUGGACGAGAAGGUGGUCUCGGUGACCCAGGAUCGAGCCUUCCCCUUGGUGGUGGCAGAGAGCGAGGGCGCGGGGGAGCUGCUGCGGGCCGAGCUGGUCAUCUGCGAGAGCUGCCAGAAGACCAAGCGCAAGAGUGUACUCUUCACAGCCUUGGCUAGUGUGCGGGUCCACUUUGGGUCUGAAGAGGACCCCACCUAUGACUACGACCAUGUGUCCAGCAAGCUGGGGCUGGCAGAGACAGGGGCGAGCACCACCCUGCGGGCAGAGGUGGAGAGGAAAGCAGAGCCAAGUGAGGACAGUAGGAUGUCCAGUGCAUCUCACCCCACUGAGGACUUCCCCACUAUCCCCACUGGCUUUGUCCAGGUGACCAGGGGGCUGACGGACCUGGAGAUAGGCAUGUACGCCCUCCUGGGGGUCUUCUGUCUGGCCAUCUUGGUCUUCCUCAUCAACUGCAUUGUCUUUGUGCUGAAAUACCGGCACAAACGCAUCCCACCUGAAGGCCAGACCAACAUGGACCAUUCCCACCACUGGGUCUUCUUGGGCAAUGGGCAGCCCUUGCGGGCUCACAAUGACCUCUCCCCCCAGCCUGAGAGCCCUGGGAACCCCCUGGAAAAUGUCCAGACCUGCUGCCAUGGGGACCACCACAGCAGUGGGAGCUCACAGACCAGUGUGCAAAGCCAGGUCCAUGGUCGCGGGGACGGUUCCUCGGGGGGGUCCACGCGGGACCAGAGCGAGGACCCACUCAACUCGCCCACCUCCAAACGGAAGCGGGUGAAGUUCACCACCUUUGCCACGCUGCCCUCUGAUGAGCUGGCCUACAACUCCAUCCCCAUCGCUGAUGAGGAGGACUUGGAGUGGGUCUGCCAGGACAUGGGGCUGCAAGAUCCCGAAGAGCUUCACAACUACAUCCGCAGAAUCAAAGAGAUCGCUUAAUGCAGGGGCAGAGGGGAUGGGGCGGGAGGGAGGGAGCUGCCACGCCGUGCCACGCCACGCCACGCCAUGCCACACCAUGCCGGCUGCUUCCCCGGGGCUGGAGAUCCAAAUUUGGUUCUUUCUUGUGCAUUCCCUCUUCUGCACAUCUCACGUCCUCCUCACCCCCUUGGAAGGCACCCCGGGGGCCUUUUUCUUUUCUUGCCCAUUAGCAUAUGGUUUUCCCAGGGGAGGCAUCAGCACAUGAGCAGCCCCCCCAGCCUGCUGGCCUGUGGUGAGGGGGCAGCAACGGAGGCGAGCUGGUGGGCAAGGAGAUGGAUGGGGUCAAAACCUUGGUGUGCGUGUGUGUGUCCAAUGGCAAACAGCGCAGGACGAUGCUGUGGGUCCUGCUGUGCAGAGGGAGGAAAAGAGAUGUCCCAGGCCCCCCGCAGGAGCCCAGUGGGGAGGUGGCAGGUGGGGGCUUCCCGAAGACAACCCCCGCUGCCUUCACUGCACUCGGUUGCACAAUUUUGGAGGUGAGUGCUGGUUCAGGGAUUCACUGCCUCAUGGGUGUUGGGGUAUUGGGGAGCUCCCCUAGCCGGAGCCUGCUGCCCCACACUGUGGGUGAUGCUGGGUGAGGCAGGAGAGGAGGGGGGGGCUGCAGACCCACAGCUACAGCUCCGGGGCACCGCUGUCCCCAUCACCCACUGUGUCCCAGCCCCCAGUGCUGGUCUCGCCCCGCUCUGUUUGGCGUGGGUCCUGCAGGAUUGCAACAGUAAAGUUUGCCACAGGAGCAUCGCUUGGGGACCACGGCAUCUGCCUCUGCCCCCUCUCCCCACUGCUUGGAAAGAGCUGUGGCCCCCAGGCAGGGUCAGUUUGGAGGUGCCAGCAAGCCUGCCCUUGAAUCCCCCUAUUCCCAGCUGUGGGGCCAGCACUGGGCCCCCCCCACCCUCAGCAGCACUGCUGGGACCUUCAGGGCCAUCCCUGGUUUCCAUCCCCCCAGUGCCUGGAUGCUGCUCUGGGGCUGAGAGGUGGUGGCAGGGGCCCAAGCCUGGGUGGGGACACCCACAACCGGACCUGGUCCAGGUCUCCCAGUGCCAGCCCUGUUCCCUGAGUGCCAGCCCAGCAGGGAUGCCCAGAGCCAGGCUCAGCCUCCGUGGUGCCUUCUGACUGCCAUAACUCAAUGCCUCCCUGGUCACCCUGUGCUGGCGGCAGCUCCCAGCAACUCUGGCAUACCCAAUAGGGCCCCCCAGCCCAGGGCCACCCCAUCUGCCGGCCCCAAACUCAGCAUCCUCAACCAGGUUAACCCUGUGGGGACAUCCAGGUACCAGGGCUGGCAGGCUGGGGGUCCCAGGCUGUGCCGUUGUACCCGUGGGUACCGAGUCCAUGGGAACCCGCCCCCCCCCCCCAUCCCCCCCAGCAUCACCUGGUGGAGGCAGGAGGCAGAGGCUGGCAGUGGAUUAUUUUUCUGGAUUGGAAGUUACCCACCACUGUGUCUCUUUUAUUUUUUUUUUCUUAAAUAAAAGACCAGAAAAGAAAAAACAACCGAACAAAAAGCCGAAACCAAAAGGCUUUGAAGCACUGUGAUGGGCCGUAUCUCUGCCGCGGUACCGGGGUUGGGUGCUUCCAGCGGUUUGGGGUUUAGCCCUGGUGGCCGUGGGGUCUGCUGAGGUGGGGGAGGACAUGCUGCCAGGGUCCUGGGGCAUAGCUCAGCUUUGACCCUCACCUAAGCUCUGAGCACUUUGGUAUCAAAGCCGUGGAUCUGGGGCUCCUCCCUCUAGAAUCCGCCCCUCCUGGGCAGCCUGAUCGCAGGCCAGUGGUCAGGGACCAGGCACUGCUGCGGCCCCAUCCUGACCGGCUCGCGCGCCUCAGUUUCCCUGGCAGGCAAGCAGCAGGCCGUGGUGGUGCGAAGUGUUUUGAAAGCCUCUUUAAAGAGUUUAUCAAUUUUGGCCUAUGAAAAUUUCUCCCCCGAGUGGCCUUAAAACUUACUUGAUAGCUCUAUGCUGAUUUUUUUUUAUAUAUAUAUAUAUGGGAGAAUUGAGAUGCGCUCAAAGGCCAGACAGAUGAUGCAGUUAGGUUUUACUGUGCUCUGUUAUCUAAAGGACCCAGGUCUGGCUGAACAAGCUGCUGAGCUGAUAGUGGCUCUGAGCAGUAAAAUUAAUACAGUCAACUUCCCUGCUUCAAACUGCCAAACCUCCUCGUUAAAUUAACAUGUAUGAAUAUUUGUUAAAAAAAAAAAAAAAAAGGAAGGGGGGGAAGGUAAGAAAAGUCUAUAAUAAAAUUUUAUAAUUGUAAUAAGAC
This is a messenger RNA of Phalacrocorax carbo (great cormorant), 6498 nucleotides long. Lineage: Eukaryota; Metazoa; Chordata; Aves; Suliformes; Phalacrocoracidae. The record is from RefSeq and is a predicted model, not a curated record.